This is a messenger RNA of Dicrocoelium dendriticum, 655 nucleotides long. The record is from the annotation of a GenBank genome assembly. NCBI's taxonomy places the organism in Eukaryota, Metazoa, Platyhelminthes, Trematoda, Plagiorchiida, Dicrocoeliidae.
CACACACACGGCACCGUGUUUAGCGUAUAAGUUUUGGAAUUGGGGUGCACGGUACAUCGCCACGGAAAAGGUUACGAGCGUCGACCCACAAACACAAUGAAACGCCUCAUGAUGUUCAGUGCUUGCUUAGUGCUCGUCGGCGCGUACACUACACUAACUACGACCGCUGAGGCAGACGAUUUGUCAACAACAGAAGUAUUGCAGGUCCACGCAAGUGCAGAAAAUGGGAACUCAACCACGACCACAUCAGAAAAGAGCCCUUCCUGUUGUCACCGCAAUCACAGAUCAUGCCCACGAAAAUGUCCACACCGAAUGGGACAGCGCAAUGGGGUAAACGUGGGGGACUCGUGCAUGCAGUGCUUGCGCACACUGUUUGACAGCUUUCAAUCAUCGGGCGAUACUUUACGCUUCCUUCGUAUGCUUGCUGAAUACGGGCGUCAGGUGUUACCCGCUCAUUAGAUUUGCCACUCUGCGUUACUCGUUUUGAUUCAAUAAUAUAUCUGUAAAACUCUACCGUUAAUUAUUCUGCUGUGUCUCGGUAGACCGUUGCAAUUAGGUGUGCACAAUGCUUUCUCUCUUACAACCACUGCACUUCGUGAGGUGCAUGAUACUAAUGUGACGUUUAUGUAAAUAUAACAACAUCUAGCAAUCCAUA